This is a messenger RNA of Eimeria acervulina, 594 nucleotides long. RefSeq lists its product as hypothetical. The transcript is spliced from 6 exons. Lineage: Eukaryota; Apicomplexa; Conoidasida; Eucoccidiorida; Eimeriidae. The record is from RefSeq and is a predicted model, not a curated record. The coding region runs from base 1 to 594 and encodes 197 amino acids.
AUGAGUCUCCGACAGCGUCGAGCUGGCAGCGAGGGGGGCCCCCAGGGGGCCCCUUGGGGGCCCCCAGUUGAACCCCUAGAGCAGCAAGAAGGAGAGGGAAGUGCUGAAGAAGAUAUAGGGGGUCGCCCUGUCAAGCAGCGGCAUAGGGGUCCUUCAAGAUUCUUUAUGCUGUCUUGCUACACUGCUACUCUUUCUCUGCUCUUUCUUGCUUGCGCAAUUGGAGGCUGCUUCCUGGGGAUUUAUAUCUCCACCCCUCAUCUACGGGCUGUUGAAGCGAACAUAGAAAACAAGAGUGCUCCUGGUACACUGAAGAUUGAUGUGGCGGGUACCCUCCUCGAUAGCAAACAGCGGGCCUUCCAACACCGAGAAAAAUUUGCUUCGCCGACUAACCACCCGUGGGCUUACUUCUCGCAGCCAGACAACCAGCUGGAGGUAGGCCCCCGCGAGGCCCGGCAAGGCAGCAGCGUUGAGGUGGCUUUGCCGUGGCGUGUUGGCCUCCGUCUGAGUUUAAGUGGAGGGGGUGAGAAUUUAAAAGAAAUAAAAGCAGUCGCAGAUGAUUGCUUGUCUUACGGAAAUACUAAAGGGUAUGAGUAA